This is a messenger RNA of Pongo pygmaeus (Bornean orangutan), 5223 nucleotides long. It is a transcript of the gene ZFAND2A, whose product is annotated as zinc finger AN1-type containing 2A. NCBI's taxonomy places the organism in Eukaryota, Metazoa, Chordata, Mammalia, Primates, Hominidae. The coding region runs from base 1458 to 2000 and encodes 180 amino acids. Gene Ontology annotation, biological process: protein targeting to ER; proteasome-mediated ubiquitin-dependent protein catabolic process. The record is from RefSeq and is a predicted model, not a curated record. The transcript is spliced from 6 exons. Gene Ontology annotation, cellular component: endoplasmic reticulum; cytoplasm. Gene Ontology annotation, molecular function: zinc ion binding.
CCUGAAGCAACUGAAGAUCCACAAAAGAAGUGAAAAUAGCCUUAACUGAUGACAUUCCACCCUUGUAGUUUGUUUCUGCCCCAUCCUAACUGAUCAAUGUACUUUGUAAUCUCCUCUACUCUUAAGAAGGUUCUUUGUAAUUCUCCCCGCCCUUGAGAAUAUACUUUGUGAGACCCACCCCCUGCCUGCAAAACAUUGCUCCUAACUCCACCGUCUAUCCCCAAACCUGUAAGAACUAAUGAUAAUCCCAUCACCCUUUGCUGACUCUCUUUUCCGACUCAGCCGGCCUGCACCCAGGUGAAAUAAACAGCCUUGUUGCUCACACAAAGCCUGUUUGGUGGUCUCUUCACACGGACAUGUGAGACACUGACCUCAGGCCAUCCUCCCACCUAAGCCUCCCAAAGUGCCGGGAUUACAGGCGUGAGCCACCGUACACGGUCCGCCUAAUAUUUUAUUUCUGCAGAGAUGGGGUCUCGCUAUAUUGCCCAGGCUGGUCUCCAUAUCCUGGGCCCACGCCCUCCCCCGGCCCAGCCCGGACGGGGUCUUCCCCAGGCGGAGCCUCUUACGUGCAGGGCGUUCUGUGCAGUGACCGCGGCCCUGGGCAGAGUCAACCCCACGCGGCCACAUAACCGUCCAGGGGGCCGGGGGCAGCGCGGUGAAAUGGGAAAGGGUUUAACUGGGGGAUCUAGGUGCUGGGGACACCGACAUUUUCGGUAUUAUUCUUGAAGCUUUUCCCUAAGUUUGAAAUUACCUAAAAACACGUUGUUUUGAGAUGGAGGCCUCCUGGGACCCGCAGGAUGCGCGGCCGUGGGUGGCUGCGCGGGGCGGGAGGCGCCGGAAGGGUCGCUAGGCCUCCUCCCUCAGGCCGGCCUCGCGCUCCUGCCCCGCAGGACCCCGGCCGCAGCCCUCACAGCUUCACCGCGCCUCGCCCGCCCGGCUGCGCCUGCGCGGAGCCGCCUCACUGUGACUCAGCAAGCGCGCCACCUGCGAGAAGCGACCGGACGCUUCGAGAAGGGAAGCGGAGGGGCGAGGAGUGGGCGGGCCUGCGGGGCGCGACGGGGCGGGAUUGGCCGGAUGGCUGGUGACGUCUUCGGGGCGCGCCGGCGCCACUAGGCCGCGGCCUGGCGGGAUUGGCCGGUCUGCGGGUGACGUCGUCGGGGCGCGCCCGGAAACCCCAAGGCCGAGACGGCUCUCGGAUCCGGGGGCUGCGGAUAAAUGGCCGUAGGCCGCGGGCGGCGAGAUGUUGCGUUCUGCAGUGGGUGUGGGUGUGCCUCCGACGGCGUCUCGGUGCCAGUGUCGAGGUUCUUUCUGUUUCAGUACCUGGAGCCGACUGCGGAGGAGGACACCUGCGUUUCCGUCUCCUCUAUCUUCUGCUGCUCACCGCAGCUGCCUGGGUCUCGGACGAGAGCCAGGUAAUACUUAACUCUGCUAUCUGCGUUUUGAACACUGUUCUCGUAAUGGAGUUUCCUGAUUUGGGGAAGCAUUGUUCAGAAAAAACUUGCAAGCAGCUAGAUUUUCUUCCAGUAAAAUGUGAUGCGUGUAAACAAGAUUUCUGUAAAGAUCAUUUUACAUACGCUGCACAUAAGUGUCCGUUUGCAUUCCAGAAGGAUGUUCAUGUCCCAGUAUGCCCAUUGUGUAAUACCCCCAUCCCAGUAAAAAAGGGCCAGAUACCAGACGUGGUGGUUGGCGAUCACAUUGACAGAGACUGUGACUCUCACCCUGGGAAGAAGAAAGAGAAGAUUUUUACAUACCGUUGCUCAAAAGAGGGCUGCAAGAAGAAAGAGAUGCUGCAGAUGUCAUGUGCCCAGUGUCAUGGCAACUUCUGUAUCCAGCACAGACACCCUUUGGACCACAGCUGCAGACACGGGAGUCGCCCCACCAUCAAAGCCGGGUGCUCACCCGUGACAGCCUCUGAAUCCAAGCCAUCGGGAGACUUCCUCACCCUGGCUCCUGGCGGGCUGUCCCAGCGACUCAGGUACUGGUUCACCCGGCUCAUGUGAACGCAGUUACGUCUGUGUGGGGUGCUGCAGCUCUUGGCUGGUGAACACGGAAAGGUUGCUGUGUGUAACUGCACAGUGUGACGCGAUGCUCCAGUGGUGCAGCAUUGUCCGGAUGGAUGAAAGACACAGGAAUGGGACCCCAAGUUACGAAAGCAGCUCACUCCAGCGCAACCUCGGCAGCAGCAGCAUCAUAUAGCUGGUUUCUGAAACACCUUUUCUGCCCUCCAAGAUCCUCUGACAUGACCAACACUUCUGCGUCAUCAAGACAAACCUGAAAAGAGCUGUUCUUUGUUCUUUUCGGUGGAAAGUGAUGAGGUCCUUCCCGUCCGCACUGCCGUGUGGGUUAUUUCCACUCUAGGUAACUUCCGCCCUUGGGUACCCCCAUCCUUCUAAUGGCAAGUAGCCUGAAACCUUGAAACUUUCCCACUGAAAUACACAAACUAGGCCAGGCAUGGUGGCUCACACCUGUAAUCCCAGCACUUUGGGAGGGCAAGGUGGGUGGGUCACCUAAGGUCAGGAGUUCAAAACCAGCAAACACCAGACAGCUCACUCGCGUUCUCUUCAUGUCGCCUCUGUAACGGUGUGGCUGUCUGGCCAAGAAGGGGGAAGGACAUCCAACCUGCCUGGCUGAGGGUUCUUGUCCAGCAGCGGCCACAGGUGCUACUCGCAUUCCCUGAGGGCACAGCUGUGUGCCUGUUCCUAACCUCCAAGGGGCUGCGACACUGUGUGAGAGAAAGUGUGUCUUCCUGGACGACUUGUUCCUGCCACAGCCGACUUCUAAAAACAGGCACAGUUCAGCCAGGCGCAGUGGCUCACGCCUGUAAUGCCAGCACUUUGGGAGGUGGAGGCAGGUGGAUCACCUGAGGUCAGGAGUUCGAGACCAGAUGACAUGCAGCCUUCGUGGCCUGACACUUCCCACCACUGUCUGAUUUUGUGAAGUGAUGAACACGGGUAACGUAAAUACUGGUCUUAGAUUUAUAUUGACAGCCACUGUGCUCAUCAAGAGUGUGGUGAUUUCCUGGGAACUUAGGGGGUGUCAGGGAAUAAGGUAAAAUGCCCCCAAGUUCUGUCCUGAUCUGAACUGCCCUGGCCACCCAGCUGUGCCCAUCAGACAUCCCAGUGAGACAGUUCACAAAAACACAAGCCACUGCAUUUUUUUUUUCUGCUUUCACCAUCUAAAAAUGUAACAGGGGAAGGGUUUGUAUUCUGUUUCCGUUCUGCAAAAAGGUGAUCAGACCUGCAGUCAGGCGAACGAUGUUUCUGUCAAUGACGGACCAUGUAUUUGUUGGCAAUCGCAGAAGAUACUGUAUUUUCACUAUAUCUUUUUUUUUUAAUCUGACAAACUUUUUUGCUUUUAAUUGUUAUAAUUGUACAUAUUGAUGGGGUACAUUGUGGUAUUUGGAGGAGUUCGAGACCCGCCUGGCCAAAAUGGUGAAACCCCGUCCCUACCAAAAAUACAAAAAUUAGCCAGGCGUGGUGGUGGGCGCCUGUAAUCCCAGUUACUCGGGAGGCUGAGGCAGGAGGAUCACUUGAACCCGGGAGGGAGAGGUUGCAGAGAGCAGAGAUUGUGCCAUUGCACUCCAGCCUGGGUGAUAAGAGCGAGACUCCAUCUCAAAAAAGUAAAAACAAGCUAGUCACCCUGCAGUCCCACAGAACGCUGGGACGUAAUCCUCCCAGCAAGCUGGACCGCACCACGCCUAGGUUUAGAAGCACAAACACUCAGCGCCGUGCCGCAGUGGCCUACAGCAUUCAGCGCACUCGCACUCUGCACGUUUGUAGCCUGGGAGCCACAGGCUAUGCCCUACAGCCUGGCUGUGGAGGAGGCCGCACCAUCGAGCUCUGUGUAAGUCACUCUAGGAUGCUUGCACAACAAUGCAAUCACCUGACCACGCACAUCCCUGAUGCUGGGUGACGUGACUUUCUGUGCUUGCUUCAUGGUGUCUGUCCUAGGCCGGCAGUUCCCAAGCCCUAGCCUGUGUCAAAACACAGGGCUCCUUGCGGGAGGGUGCUGGACCCCACCCCGAGGCCCUGAUUCUGUGGUCUGAGGUGGACUCAGGUUUACACCUGGAGCUGCCCAGGUGAUACGUCUGGUCUGGGACUGCACUUGGACAAGCCGCUUGCCUGCGUCUCCAGCACCUCCGGCCACAUGUGCUGUGGAGCAGUGAAAGUGCAGCCAGCACAGUGUUCAGUGUGGUUAAGUUUAAAAACCACCAACUUGGUUCAGUCAGUGGAAAACUUAGGUACGUUAGGAACCUGGGUGUGUGAACUGUGAAUCUGCAGAUCAGGUGUUCUAAUGAAAAAAUGUUUUUAAUUGUUAAAGUCUUGAGAAACAAAGUUCUGAUAAUUUAAUGUCCAAAUUGGGAUGUAUCCAGCCGGGACCAGUGGCUUAUGCCUGUAAUUCCAGCACCUUGGGAGGCUGACUUGAGCCCAGAUGUUUGAGACAGGACUGGGCAAUGUAGUAAGCUGUCGUCUCUCAAAAAAAUAAAUAGCCAGACAUGAUGGUGUGUCCAUGUGGUCCCAGUUACUCAGGAGACGUCAAGGCUCCAGUGAGCUGUGAUCACACCACUGCACUCCAGCCUGGAUGACAGAGAGUAAAACUGUCUCAUUUAAAAAAAAAAAAAAAAAAAAGGCCAAGCGCAGUGGUUCAUGCCUGUAAUCCUAGCACUUUGGGAGGCUGAGGCGGGUGGAUCACAAGUUCAGGAGUUCGAGACCAGCCUGGCCAACAUGGUGAACCCUGUCUCUACUAAAAAUACAAAAAUUAGCCAGGCAUGGUGGCAGGCGCCUGUAAUCCCAGCUGCUCGGGAGUCAGGAGAAUCACUUGAACCCGGGAGGGGGAGGUUGCAGUGAGCCCAGAUUGUGCUAUUGCACUCCAGCCUGGCCCACACAGUGAGACUCUGUCUCAAAAAAAAAAAAAGUAUCCAAAACACACUGGGCUUUGAAGAUAAUACUAAAUUAUCUAUGUAUGUAUAUCUCACUGUUAAAGGUAUUGUUUACAUGUUGCCUUUAUUGUAGAGUGGGGUCCAGGCAUCCACUGGGAGGCUCGGAACAGAUCCCCAGAGGAUAAACGGGGACUGCUGUAUAAUUUUCGUAGCACAGAGAAGUGUGUGUAUAUUUCUAGAAAUGCAAAUGAAACCAAGGCCUGAAGAGUAAAAAAAAAUAUACAUGUUGAAAUAAUAUUUUGAAUAUGCUAGGUUAAUUAAACAUUAAAAUGAAUUUCACUUGG